Molecule: messenger RNA, 1796 nt
Organism: Aspergillus pseudotamarii
Lineage: Eukaryota; Fungi; Ascomycota; Eurotiomycetes; Eurotiales; Aspergillaceae
Product: phosphotransferase family protein
Exons: 3
Coding region: 1-1575 (524 amino acids)
Cellular component (GO): mitochondrion
Source: RefSeq, a predicted model, not a curated record
AUGGACCACAGCGAGCUUUUUAGAUAUACUUCAGGCCGGUGGCUGAUCAAUGAAGAACGCCAACUAGAGCAACGAUUUGUGAAGUUCGAUAUCCAGAGCCUUUGUCGCCAGGCUGUCUCAAUAUUCAGUAGGGCGACGAAAUGCGUCUGUAUCGUUAAGUUGGAAGGAAACUGUAACAAAGCAUUUCUCCUCACAAUGGAUGACGGUAAUGAAGUUAUCGCAAAGAUCCCAUGUGCAAAUGCGGGUACGCCCUCGCUCACGACGGCAUCCGAGGUGGCCACUCUGAAAUAUUUGCGGUCAUGUAUAUCUGCUCGGGUUCCCAAGGUAUUCGCAUGGAGCUCCGAUCCAGGGAACCCAGUUGGCGCAGAAUAUAUCAUCAUGGAGAAGGUUCCAGGGAUUGCACUCAGUGAGAGGUGGGAAACAAUGGAUAUGCUACAGCGCUACAAAAUCAUUGAUCGAAUUGUUGAAGUGGAGAAGGAACUUGGGGGGUUGAAGUUCCCUGCCUAUGGAAAUCUCUACUUGCGACAGUCCGUGCCUAAUGGAUAUUGUCAUUACCCACUUCCCUCCCAUCUCGAUCCUACCGGGUUGUUCUGCGUUGGGCCGUCCUGCAACCGAGCUAUGUGGAGUAAAGAUCUUACCGACAUGUGCAAACAUAUGCCUAAUGUUGGCCCCUGGGCUGCUUUCUUGGAAUUUGCACUAUCUAUUCCUGAACGAGAAUUGGAUAUCGUGACAGAAUCGAAAAGCGAAGUGCAGUACCAUCUCAAUCAAUUCGAUGAGACCCAAUCCGUUCAUGAAUAUUCCAACCUUUUACGGAAAGUAAGGGCGAUAAUUCCCACCAUAUCAAACCAUCCUCUUGUGAGAGAAGUCGCAGACCCCGUUCUAUGGCAUACUGAUUUGCAUUUGGGAAACAUUUUUGUUUCUCUGGACGACCCAACUAUUAUCGAGGGCAUAAUUGAUUGGCAGUCAACUCAAAUUGCUCCUCUAUUCCUACAAGCUCGAUUUCCAGAAUUUCUCAGGCCGCCAAAGGAUUACCAUCCUGGGACUGAUAUCCCCAACUUGCCAAACAACUUCGACGAGUUGGAUCCCGAACAGAAGGAUCAAGCUCGCAGGGAGCGGGUAUCAGCGUCCCAGUCUAAAUACUACGAAAUGUCUAACCUGGCAUACAAUAAACCCAUCUAUGAUGCAAUGAAACUUGACCGGAGGCUAUGGGAGCCUUUCACUUAUUGCCAGCUUUUCUCGAAUGGCAGUAUGGUCCCGCUACGUAACUCUUUGUUACGCAUUUUGCAGGACUGGGAUUCUCUUGGCCUUCCAGGCAGUUGUCCAUUCCAGUUUUCUGAAGAGGAGUUGAAAAUGCACAAUGACCAGGUGGUGUUGUAUCAAGACAUGCUUUAUUUAUGGGAUGUUGUGAAGACCCAGCUCUGCACUGAUGAUUCUGGUUGGGUCCCGAUGGAACGCUGGGAAAAAACAAACGACAUGAAUAAAAGUCUCUUUGACACGUACAUCAAAACUAUGUGCGAAGAACUGUCCCCGGAUGCAGCGUCAAAGAAUUGGCCGUUUCCGCCUAAAAGCUCUUGAGUCCCCCGCCACGAGCUUAAGAGGUUCUUCUUUGCUUAUUCAUACAAUUCCGAAAUUACGCGCUUGCCCUCCUCAGGUUGCACUUUCUCAGGGGCAUUCCUAUUCACUUGUGCCAUGGCGAGCUUCGCAUGUGGGCUUUUUCGCAGCCAAUCCUUGAGUCUCUCACUUUGUGCCUCACUGUUUACCUGCAAUAUGACAUCUUCUUCAGUACUGACUCUCUA